AGUAUUCCAAGCCUGUCUUCCGUAAUCGAAUCCGAGUUCCGAUGUCUGCGAUUGCAAGCUUAGUGGGAUUACCCUCCGUGGCUUUCAGAAAGCCGUCGCGGAGGAGGGCGGUGGCGGCAAUGGCUUCUCCGGCGGCGGAGACGACGGCGAAAACGAUUGGGAGAGGGCUUUACGGCGUGCUGGGUUUGAGAGAAGCGGCGAGCAUGGGAGAGAUAAAAGCGGCGUACCGAUCACUGGCGAAGAGAUUCCAUCCUGAUGUGGCCGGCGGUGGGAACGAUGGAAGGUUUUUGGAGAUCCAGCGGGCGUACGCGACGCUAUCGGAUUCGGAGGAGAAGGAGCGGUAUGAUCUAUCGAUUGGGCGGUUCAGAUUGGUGAUUCAGCGGGAUGAGAGAUUUCGGAGGUCGCGGAGGUGGGAGACUGAUCAGUGCUGGUAGAAAACUUUCGGAAUUCGAUCGAUCGGAUUUGUUGCGAGAGCGAUUGGGAUUUCUUUGUAAUCUGUAAAUAGGAGAGGAGAUCUGGUAGCUUAGCGGCUGGGAUUUGGGAAAAUCGAUUGAACCUUGAAUUAGGUAUUUUCGUUUCCGAUACUUUUCGAUUGUCGAGGAUUGAUGCAUAUAUGCAUCUUUUAAAGGGAAGAGUAAAUUGAAAAUUGUAUUGGUGUUCUAACGAAACCAGAAAUAGAUAAUUUUGUCGGAGAAUCACUAGACCGAUGCUUGCUUUUUUGUCAUUUUAAGCUUUAUUUGCGAAAUUUUUUCGCGUGCCACCAUAGCGCACCAACUAUCGAUCCU
Phalaenopsis equestris is the source of this 785-nucleotide messenger RNA. RefSeq names its product chaperone protein dnaJ 11, chloroplastic-like. Bases 42 to 434 code for a protein of 130 amino acids. Lineage: Eukaryota; Viridiplantae; Streptophyta; Magnoliopsida; Asparagales; Orchidaceae. The record is from RefSeq and is a predicted model, not a curated record. The transcript has a single exon.